Molecule: messenger RNA, 840 nt
Organism: Macroventuria anomochaeta
Lineage: Eukaryota; Fungi; Ascomycota; Dothideomycetes; Pleosporales; Didymellaceae
Exons: 3
Coding region: 1-840 (279 amino acids)
Source: RefSeq, a predicted model, not a curated record
AUGAACGCAGGCAUCCAGAACGAAGAGCAACGCCGACCUUCCUCCGGUAGCAUGCGGAGAGACGUCGAACGAGCACGCCGUCGGUCCAGCAUCCGCAUGAACCUCAACCUCAAUGAUCCAGCUGUGCCUGCUCCUGGUGAGAUGCAGCGCAGCCCAUCGUCCCGUAGUAGGGGCCCAUGGCCGCAUAGCCCGCACCAUGAGCGCACACCAAGUCUAGGCGAGCUGCAUCAAGAGCUGGAGUAUGAACAGGAGGGGCAGGUGAACCGUCUCCUCAACAUGAUCCGCCAACAGCAAACUCAGAUCGAUACCUUAACAGCUGGUCAGCAACAGCCCUCCAACUUUGCGGUCGAUGAUAGCACGCCCACCUCUGAGCGCUCAAUGUCAUUUUCAAGAUCUCAGUCACAGGCUGCGCAUGUUCCGUCAUCUACAAUAUCGCCCCUUCCUAGCGGCGCACAACCUCGCUCUCGAUCACCUUUCAACAUCAGUCGCCAGUCAUCAUUCGCAGACCGCUCAAGGGGCGGCAGCCACGCCGGUUCGCCAGCCCUACGCCCAUUCCCAGGCGCACCCCAUGACGUCCACGAGAUGCUGCCUAGCCCAGCAACAGGGCGGGACGAGAGCGCUUUCUACCAGGCGGAGACCCAGAACUUGACACGAGAAAAUCAGAUGCUGAAGCUGAGGAUUAGGGAGCUCGAACGCCAGCUCGCAGAAAUGAAUCCUAUUAGUCAAGUCACGCACUCUCCAGCGAUCCACUCAGGCCUCACUCCUGCAGCCAGCCGCGACAGCGCUGAGCAAAGCACCGCGCCUGCACCAACCUCGAAUCCGGUGGCAUCAGUGGAAUAG